AUGGCUCUCUGGUUUGUGCUCCUUCUUACCAUCUUUGCCAUUGGUGAAUCUCAGUCAACAAUUUCAUUCAACCAAACCGACCUAGAGGCAGCCAUGGCUGACAUGAGAAGUCGGUCUUACUAUGGAUUUGUCAUCCUCCUCAAAAUGCUCGACAGCCAGCCAAAUUCAAUGCAAAACAAUGAUUUGACAUUCCUAAUGCCAAAUGACGAUGAAUUGUCACAGUUCUCAAUAUCUCUAGAUCAGCUCCAUGAUUUCAUACUCAGCCAUUCUAUUCCAACAUCGUUACUGCUCAGUCAUCUAUUACAUUUUCCAAAUGGCUCUAUGGUUCCCUCUAGCGUUCCAAGUAGGGUGAUCAACAUCACCAACAGCGGGAAAGCAGGUUUGUUUGUCAACAAUGCAAGGAUUGUCACACCGAAUGUGUGUCAGAGCUCUUCAAUAAGAUGCCAUGGAAUCAGUGCUGCUUUGACGUUUGCCAAUAUGGUACCUUUUCACCGAACUUCAGAAAUUAAGGAUCGAACCCAAAUGAACAGUAAUAUGCCAAACCCAUCUGCAUCUGUCAAAAAGAUGAGUAUUCCACCUUUUUAA
Molecule: messenger RNA, 585 nt
Organism: Sphenostylis stenocarpa
Lineage: Eukaryota; Viridiplantae; Streptophyta; Magnoliopsida; Fabales; Fabaceae
Source: the annotation of a GenBank genome assembly